Molecule: messenger RNA, 652 nt
Organism: Olea europaea var. sylvestris
Lineage: Eukaryota; Viridiplantae; Streptophyta; Magnoliopsida; Lamiales; Oleaceae
Exons: 2
Source: RefSeq, a predicted model, not a curated record
AUUUACCAACUAGUAACUCACAGUUCAGUCCUACAACUACUAAUUUCUCUGAUAAUCUGCGAGAUAAUCAACGUAUAAGAGCUAGUCAAAAUGCAUUGAUAAAUAGAGAUGAUACACAAACAGAGUGUACUCUGAAUUUGUUCUCUUCUGAAAAUGUUUCUAACAUUGAGGGGACUGGAAUAAGACAUGCUGAUAGUCGGAUUGCAGCUCGAGAACCUAUAGAGAGGAAUGUUCGGUUUAGUAGAACACUAAGUGUUGGUAGACUUCGUGACAGAGUUCUUCGUCGAUCAUCAGUUCCCGAUAUGGAUUUAUAUACUUUUCAGCAAGACAGAGGAGUAAGACAUGCUAGUCAAGUUACUGAGAGACGGGAUUCAGGUCAUGAAUCAGGAUUGACAGUGUCUGAAGAAAAUGUCUUUGCGGCAUCAAACUCAUCUAGUCAUGCACUGUCCAGUAUGUCUAGCUCUUCAUAUGGAAGUCAAAAUGAUGAAUUUGAAGCUUCACGAGCAAGAGAGACUAGAUAUCAUGAUGUACUGGAGCAUAGAUCAAAUUUCCUCGAGCGCAGAAGAAGAAUAAGAUCUCAGGAAAACAAGCCCAUCACAGGCUGGAGAGAUUUGUUCUGGUUUGGCUUCUCAUCUUAUUUAACUGGAGACUG